GUUAUGUCAUUGAAUAGUAAGUAGUUGGAGAUCAAAUAUCAUAAAUGUUUGAAGAGAUGAUUGUUGCAAACAAAUCGGUAAUUUCUUUAUUGAAUUCUGCCUAUCGUUUUAAAGUAGGGCAACAAUUGCAAACUUUGCCGUCAUUUACUAAAUUCCUGACUCCUAAAGAUUCACAUUCUUGUAUUUCAAUAAAUUGCUAUCAGCAACAAAAUUACAUAACCUCACUAGACAAAAACAUGCAUUGUCUUAUAAAUAGAAAUAAAACAUCCAUUUUAUCAAAGGCAAUGAGUGAGCAAAGCAGCGAAAAUCUUCAUGUCAAUUAUUAUGACAUUGUUAAAGCGCAAAAAGAUGAAAAUAUUUUAAUUAUUGAUGUAAGAGAAAAUUAUGAAAUAGAAGAAACAGGAAAAUUGCCAGGAAGUGUUCAUAUUCCAAUGCAUGAAGUGACAAAUUCAUUACUAAGUCUUACGAAUAAAGAAUUUGAAAAGAAAUUCAAUCGACAAAAACCUGUACAUGAUACUAAAAUUAUUUUGAGCUGCAAAUCUGGUCGAAGAAGUGCAAUGACACAAUUGGAUGUACAAAAAUUAGGAUAUAAAAAUGUACAUAAUUACUUGGGAGGAUGGCUUGAUUGGGAAAGUCAUCAAAAAAAUUAAGCGAUACAUAAAAGCCUAAAAAAAUUAAAUAUUAAUUAUUAUGUAUAAAACA
Ceratosolen solmsi marchali is the source of this 702-nucleotide messenger RNA. Its product is annotated as heat shock protein 67B2. The record is from RefSeq and is a predicted model, not a curated record. The transcript is spliced from 4 exons. The coding region runs from base 45 to 650 and encodes 201 amino acids. NCBI's taxonomy places the organism in Eukaryota, Metazoa, Arthropoda, Insecta, Hymenoptera, Agaonidae.